AUGGAAAAUGGAAAAUGGAAAGCAAAACAACGUGUGCCGAACGACAGGCAGGAGAGUGAGCGAGCGAACGAGAAAGCGAGUGAACGAGUCGGUCGGCGAGUGACUGGCACCGCUCGUAGCCCCGUAGAGUCGGUAGCGCGGGGUCUCAAUAAGCUGGGAAAUGCGAAGCAGGCGCGGGAAACGGUGAUCGAGAUAAGGGAAAAACUUUUUAACAAAUUUGUUACAACUGUUUUGGAUGAGGUGUCCCAGGGUGUCCAAGAAUUCAACGACAUACCAAAACGUAGAGAAUUGACCUCACGCGCUGUGGCUUGUGUCACACUUGAACAAAAUAAAAAUAACUUAUUCAAGAAACCUUUGUUUGUGGAUUUAACUAAAGAUGAAAACUCAUUCAAGACACCUUCAAUGGUGGAUUUAACUAAAGAUGAAAAAGCUGAAGACAAUCGAAAGAGUAUCCUUAAAAAUGAAAAGUCUAGGAAAUCGAUUCUGGAACUAUCAAGAGAAGGCGAUACUAAUGGGGCUUUAAAGAAUAUUACUAUUAGAAGGAAAAAUGUGUCACCAGUCACCAAGCAUACUGAAUGGAUACAUAACUUAAACAAACGAUUUGACCAAAGUGGACUUCAAAAGAAAUUGAAAAUUAAUGAUGAAAAAUUGCGAGCUCAAGUUCUUAGUGACAAAAAUAAAGUAUUUGAUGAAAUUAUCAAUGAGAGAUUAUUGAAAACAGCUGCAAAUAAAAGAAGUUAUAGAUUUAGUGGAGAGAAACCACUUGAGGUCGAAACAGUUCAUGCCAUGGACAGUUUUUUCUUAGUCAAUCUUCGAACUCGUGGUUACAGUUCCGUUCGUAGAUGGACAAGAAAAGUGGAUAUAUUUUCAUUUGAUUUAAUGCCAAUUCCAGUUCACGUUAGGUGGUGUUCAUUGGAAGAAAGUAACACUAGAUCAAGUACCUGGACAAAGGAGACAGUAAAGGAUAUACCUCAACAAAUGAAUGGUUGUGACUGUGGAGUAUUUUCAUGUAUGUUUGCGGAGUACAUAUGUAGAGGAGCAAAAAUUAAUUUUAGUCAAAAUGAUAUGAAAUAUUUUAGGAGAAAAAUGUGUUUGGAAAUAGUCAAUGGAAAAUUACUAACUUAA
Ctenocephalides felis (cat flea) is the source of this 1125-nucleotide messenger RNA. RefSeq names its product sentrin-specific protease 2-like. Gene Ontology annotation, cellular component: nucleus. Gene Ontology annotation, biological process: protein desumoylation. Gene Ontology annotation, molecular function: deSUMOylase activity. NCBI's taxonomy places the organism in Eukaryota, Metazoa, Arthropoda, Insecta, Siphonaptera, Pulicidae. The record is from RefSeq and is a predicted model, not a curated record.